Molecule: messenger RNA, 501 nt
Organism: Aspergillus melleus
Lineage: Eukaryota; Fungi; Ascomycota; Eurotiomycetes; Eurotiales; Aspergillaceae
Exons: 1
Coding region: 1-501 (166 amino acids)
Source: RefSeq, a predicted model, not a curated record
AUGCCUUCGUUGCAAAACAACAUCGGCUUCCUCAAUACACUACAGUCGGUGAAACCACACAGCCCGGAAGGAGCUGUCCAAUACGUCUGGCAGGCAAUAGUGACGGAGUGGUCUCCUGGCCGCGAUGGCUACAAAUGGGUCUUCAAGCCUGCUACACCCGGUGAAAGUAAUCUGCCCAAUGUCACCGUCUACCAGAUCAAACCCUUGCAAAAUGCAAAGGAGUGGGACGAGCGCCAGAUCUUGCGAGUGGAAUGCAAGCCCCCAUCCAGCGAAGAGUGGCACAGCACCAUCGCAACAGAGCUCAAUGGCAAAAGACUGUUUGGGGCAGUUGCUGUUGGCAAGAAAGUGAGGUUCUACCAAUUCGGACGAGGACCAUCCGGCCAAGCGGUCGUGCAACUUCACCAAGACACCCUCGAUAUGGACGACUCAGAUGAUAUCGUACAGAUUGAGACAUGGAUGGAUUAUAUCAAGAUGAAUGCGUGGCAGUGGAGUGGCUGCUAG